AUGCCAUCGCCUCGUCCUGGUCUCGUGCUGCUGCUGGCGCUGACGCUGAGUCUGAGUCUGAGUCUGAGUCUGAGUCUGAGCGCGCUCUCGGCGUCGCAAGGCGACCCCGCCGCGUCCGUGUUCGAGGCGGCGGCGAAGGCGCAGGAGGCGGCGCGCCACCUGCAGCGAGACCUCGCGGACGACCACGUGCGCGUCAUGUACUGCACGUCGUGCGGCUACCAGCAGAACUUCCAGCAGAUCAAGACGUACCUGGAGGACACUUUCCCGCACCUGGUGGACAGAGUGGACGGCGCCAACUAUGAUGUGGACCCUUUCAAGAUGGUCAGCGGCAUUCUUAUUACAUCGUGGAACAUGCUGGCGCAGUUCAUGGGCUACGCGCAGGCGACGGCCAUGGUCCUGCUGGUCUUCGGGGAAUACAUUUUGCCGGCGCUGGGGAUGAAUACGACGGCGCUGCGCUGGGCGCUGAACAACCGCAUCGCGGCCGUCUUCAUCGUCCUGUUCAUGGGCUCGAUCGCCAGCAGUUUGACGGCGUCGGGGGCCUUCGAGAUCUUCUUUAACGGUGCGCUGGGAGGCUGA
Messenger RNA from Phytophthora sojae, 576 nucleotides. RefSeq lists its product as hypothetical. The coding region runs from base 1 to 576 and encodes 191 amino acids. Gene Ontology annotation, biological process: cell redox homeostasis. The record is from RefSeq and is a predicted model, not a curated record. The transcript is spliced from 3 exons. NCBI's taxonomy places the organism in Eukaryota, Oomycota, Peronosporomycetes, Peronosporales, Peronosporaceae. Gene Ontology annotation, molecular function: thioredoxin-disulfide reductase (NADPH) activity. Gene Ontology annotation, cellular component: endoplasmic reticulum membrane.